AGAGAUUGAGCUGCACCAUUGUCCCACAAGUUGAAUGCACUUUUGCUCCUCCUACACUGAUGUAAAAGCAAAUGAUGAGUGUAACGAAUUAUUCAUACACCGAUCCGUUGCUUUAGAAUCUAUACACUGCAUGAGAGUUAACUUCUGGGAAAAGGGUAAAAAUUUUUGCCGUGGACAGGACUUUUUGUUUCUCAAGCAAACGUCUGCUUUUGUCUUAAAACAAACUUGCCAGUGCUUUAGAGAACUCAGUAGACUAUUAUCAUUCUUUGCUCAAAAAACAACAUGAAUUUGGAGGAGUACUUUAAGAAGAUUGGGUUUCAUGGUCCAUUUGACAAACCAGAUCUUGUAACACUUACAAUGAUCCACAAGCAGCAUGUUAUGUCAAUACCAUUUGAAAACCUAAGCAUUCACUGUGGUGAAAAAAUCACUAUGGAUCUUGAGCUCAUAUUCAAUAAGCUUGUCAAAAGCAAACGUGGAGGUUGGUGUUGUGAGAAUAACCUCCUCUUUUCCUGGGUGCUGAAGGAGUUAGGCUACAAUCCCAUAAUUCUUGGCUCGAGAGUCUUUAACACCAUUAAAAAUGAAUUCAACCCGACAGACACCCAUCUCAUCAACAAGAUUUACAUUGAUGGAACUGCAUACAUUGCAGAUGUCAGCUAUGGAGUAUCUGGCCAAAUAUGGUAUCCCCUUGAACUGGUCUCUGGAAGGGACCAAACACAGCCCCCUGGUGUCUUCCGCCUCAUAGAAGAAGGAGACAUCUGGAUUUUGGAGAAGACAGGUCGAAAGCCCUUGGUUCUUGAUGAAAACUUUGCCAACUCAAGUUUGUUGAACAAGAGCCAAACAAAGAGGCUCUACUGCUUUACUUUAGUUCCCAAAGGAGUCGAUCAUUUCUUGAAAACAACUCACUGCCUGCAGACCGAUCCAAAUUCUAUGUUCACCAACAAGUCCAUCUGCUCACUGCAAACUGCCACGGGAUUCAGAGUGCUUGUUGGCUGUACCCUCAGUGAAUUCACCUUUAACUACCAGGAAGGUGUGGAUAUUGUGGAUAUGAAAGAUAUACCUGAAGAUAAAGUGGAAGAUGUUUUGAAAGAAAAGUUUAAUGUGGUUUUGGUGAACAAGCUGGUGCCUUUAAACAACAAAGCCGCAUACACUUUCUAAGCACAGAAACAAAUGUACUCAUAUCCUCGCUGAAACGGCCUAAAGUUUUCUGUAGCGUCGAAAGUCAAAUCAGCUCUAUGCUAGCAAAUGUAUGUUGUGUUUGCUGAUUAAAGCCUCUCUGACAGUUAAAA
Molecule: messenger RNA, 1286 nt
Organism: Osmerus eperlanus (European smelt)
Lineage: Eukaryota; Metazoa; Chordata; Actinopteri; Osmeriformes; Osmeridae
Product: arylamine N-acetyltransferase, pineal gland isozyme NAT-10-like
Exons: 2
Coding region: 283-1155 (290 amino acids)
Molecular function (GO): arylamine N-acetyltransferase activity
Source: RefSeq, a predicted model, not a curated record